Messenger RNA from Symphalangus syndactylus (siamang), 557 nucleotides. RefSeq names its product S100 calcium binding protein A4 (gene S100A4). Gene Ontology annotation, biological process: positive regulation of canonical NF-kappaB signal transduction. Gene Ontology annotation, molecular function: calcium ion binding; transition metal ion binding; RAGE receptor binding. Lineage: Eukaryota; Metazoa; Chordata; Mammalia; Primates; Hylobatidae. Gene Ontology annotation, cellular component: perinuclear region of cytoplasm; nucleus. The record is from RefSeq and is a predicted model, not a curated record.
AGCAGGAAGCAAAGGAAAGGCAGAAGGCAACUGUGGGCCUUCGUCUGGUGGUGUGCCCCGUGAGCCUCUGCCCUGCAUGCAGCAGCCCAGCUCGAGAAGAUCCUGACUGCUGUCAUGGCGUGCCCUCUGGAGAAGGCCCUGGAUGUGAUGGUGUCCACCUUCCACAAGUACUCGGGCAAAGAGGGUGACAAGUUCAAGCUCAACAAGUCAGAGCUAAAGGAGCUGCUGACCCGGGAGCUGCCCAGCUUCUUGGGGAAAAGGACAGAUGAAGCUGCUUUCCAGAAGCUGAUGAGCAACUUGGACAGCAACAGGGACAACGAGGUGGACUUCCAAGAGUACUGUGUCUUCCUGUCCUGCAUCGCCAUGAUGUGUAACGAAUUCUUUGAAGGCUUCCCAGAUAAGCAGCCCAGGAAGAAAUGAAAGCUCCUCUGAUGUGGUUGGGGGGUCUGCAAGCUGGGGCCUUCCCUGUCGCCAGUGGGCACAGUGCCCCACCCUGGCUCCUUCAGACACGUGCUUGAUGCUGAGCAAGUUCAAUAAAGAUUCUUGGAAGUUUUGAG